This is a messenger RNA of Drosophila serrata, 1768 nucleotides long. RefSeq names its product SPRY domain-containing protein 7. Gene Ontology annotation, molecular function: protein binding. The record is from RefSeq and is a predicted model, not a curated record. Lineage: Eukaryota; Metazoa; Arthropoda; Insecta; Diptera; Drosophilidae.
ACAUGUAAGUAUCGAUAGUGACAUCGAUGAAUUUGCAGCUCCAGCUUCUUGUGUUUUGCCAAACAUUGUUUGGCUAAAAUUACAAACCCUCCAAAAACUACAUUAAAUUUAGCAUAGUCUAUAGUAAAUACAGGAAUGUUCUGCUGUUUGCGCACCUGCCUCAACGGCGGACACCUGAGAAAGCCAGUAGCCGCGGCCAGUCGCCUCCGGGAGCCCGAUGUCCACCUGGACGCAGCACAUAUGGGAGCUGAUGUGAUUCUGCUGUCGCAUCAGCUACGCGUUACGGGCACCGGAGGCGUCCUGGCUACUGCCCCUUUAGUCCAGUCAAAGUCUUACUUCGAGGUGAAGAUCCAGCAAGGCGGCAGCUGGUCCGUGGGACUGGCCACCCGCCAAACGGACCUCAGUCGCAAGUGCGGCGGCGGAGACCGCGAGUCCUGGUGCCUGUGUUCAGACAAUGCCACGCGCCACAACGACCAGGAGGAGUUCCGACCAGUGGUGCAAGCAGCUUGCACUACCCAACCGUCGAAGACAACCAAUGGCAUCCUGAACAGCAGUGCUGCAAAGGCCGCGGGUCUCAUUGCCAUCGAAGAUCUGCAGCAGGAGGACCUGCUUAUGACCACCGGCGUGGCUUCGCCCGAUGUGGGGAUUGGCGAUUCCUUGAUAGCACCGCCGCAGCGAGAUUUUCCCGACGAGGGCGAUAUCGUGGGAGUUGCCUUCGAUCAUGUGGAAUUGAAUUUCUACUUUAAUGGGAAGAAUCUGGAGGUUCCCUUCAGGAACGUGAGAGGAGCAGCUCUUUUUCCCGUAAUUUAUGUUGGCAAUGGGGCUAUCUUGGACAUAAUCCUGGAUAACUUCUCGCAUGGUCCACCGCCUGGGUUCGAGCGUAUUCUGUUGGAGCAGUCACUCCUUUAGAUAGCAUCCCAAACCAAAAGUCUUGAACAAAUUAGCAGCUUCAGAACAAAAAAAGUUGAAAAAAAUAAUAGAUGAACAGUGUGUUUUAGGACUAUAGGGCAGGAAAAUAAUACCGGGCAUCAAGGCCUUAUAAUAUGUUUUACUUAAAAACAUUUUUUACUUUAAUUUUACUCGCUCUUUUAGUUAAUUUAUUCAGAUAACCAAGUGAUGGGAUUUAUAGAAAAAACCUAUAUUUUACUUUCUCUGGUCAGUUUAAUUUUAUUAAAAGCAUAAAUCAAUUUCUAAAAUAAAGUUAUGGCCAUAGUUACCCCUGUCUAGUCACCAAAUAUUGUAAAUCAAAGUAAACUAAAAAGGUAUUCAGAAAUGUCCCAAAUAGGAACUGAGAUUUUCAAGCUGAACUUAAAUAUAAAGUUAAUAAAAUAAUAUAAAAUGUUUAACUAUUUGACUGUCUUAUAGUUGUGAGAUGCACUGCUUUCAUUGUUUAGGCAUCACGUGUAUAAACUUUGUAACCACUCUAGUCCUUGCACUCCCCAAAUCGAAAAGUAUUGUUUUAUUUAUUAAAUCUUUGUAAAUUACUUACGUAGCUUGACCUCGCGACUGCUUUUGUAUUAUACACAAACACACAUAUAUCUCGGUAGAUAGAUACAGAUGCAUUUUUUAUAGGGCGACCUCCUAAUCUUCUCUCACAUUCCAAUUUACAAUGGCCAUGGACCAGUCCAGCAACGUAUUCGAGCACGGAAUUACCUAAAUAACUAUAAGAGUAUAUCUAUAUAUCUAUGAAAUUGUAUCUAAAUGUAUCUAACGCUUUGAAAACUGAAUAAUCCGCGCGCGGACAAUAAAUCUGUGUUACGUAAACAAA